AUGCUCAAGCACCUUUCACGGGGCCAAUUUGACUCUUUGGCUCUCACACCGGACGAUGUUACAGUACACAAGCUGAAACGAGUCCACGCAGCGCUGAGUAAAGCCCAAUCUUCGACCACGAAUAUGCCUUACGUGCGGGCACUCGUAUCAAUUGAUAUGUUACAGUUGUUAUUACGACGUGUUGGGGUGCAAAAAGUCCGUGACGCAGUCAGUCGAGCAAUGCUGAGCACCAACGAAAGGGACGAAUCCAUUGAGCCAAUCGCUCUCUUAACAAGUAGUAAUAUCGCUGCCAUUGUACUUAAAGCGCGUCGAGAGUUAUCACCAGCAACACCCACGUCUCCUGUUUCUUCAUCUUCACAAUGUGGAACACCUCGAAGUCCCGUUGCUCACCGUCGCAGUAUUCUGGCGAAAGAAGGCAUCCACGUGUUGAUGCAGGAGAAAAUAAUGUUUUUCGACCAGCGAGGUCGGGCCAACACUUUGCCAGCCUUUCGAGUCCGAGGUGCAAGUGCUACGCUCUCGGAUUCCGCUGCUAAACGACGUCAACGUGGGCUGCAAUACGCCAACGAGCACAUUUCCCAUCGCUCUGUGCACUUGUAA
Molecule: messenger RNA, 597 nt
Organism: Phytophthora infestans T30-4
Lineage: Eukaryota; Oomycota; Peronosporomycetes; Peronosporales; Peronosporaceae
Exons: 2
Coding region: 1-597 (198 amino acids)
Source: RefSeq, a predicted model, not a curated record